This is a messenger RNA of Trypanosoma conorhini, 5679 nucleotides long. Its product is annotated as putative protein kinase. Gene Ontology annotation, biological process: regulation of DNA-templated transcription; protein phosphorylation; phosphorelay signal transduction system. The record is from RefSeq and is a predicted model, not a curated record. Gene Ontology annotation, molecular function: protein serine/threonine kinase activator activity; ATP binding; protein kinase activity. The transcript has a single exon. NCBI's taxonomy places the organism in Eukaryota, Euglenozoa, Kinetoplastea, Trypanosomatida, Trypanosomatidae. Bases 1 to 5679 code for a protein of 1892 amino acids.
AUGUGGCGGGCCUCCCUCCACUCCUCAGGGGCGAUGGGCAGCACAUCGGAGCUGUCGCUGCCGGAGUUUGACGCCAUCACGGCAACGCCGCAGCGCAACGUCGAGGGGCUACGGGGGCACAUCCGCUGCCUCGUCGACGCCACCGACAAUGAGAACACGUUGGUGGCGGCGGUUAAGCUCCUCGAGGGGGAGCGGCAGGGGUUGUCGGAGCCCUCCUUCACCACAGCCGACACGCGCGGGGGCGAGAACAACGUUUUCUCCUCCGCGUCGUCGGCGGUGGCGGCGAAGCUCUCACUCAACUGCGACUCACGCCACUCCGUGAGCGAGUCCACCCCCACCCCGCUCAACAGCAAGGUGAACUCCGCGAACCCGGCGGAGCGACCCCUGCUGCUGCAACAGCAGCAGCGGACGGUGAAGAUCGCCGUGGAGGCGGAGGAGGAGGGGGAGGAGAACGUGGACACGGCCGUAAACCGCCUUGAGGCGAAGGGCGAAAAGGAGGCGGAGGUGACUAAACAUGUCGUGGCGGAGGAAGACGCCGCAUCGCCCCCACGACCGCCUCCGCUCGUACGCAGUGGGGAGCCGCAAUUUAACUACGGGCGACGUGCGGCGGUGUCGGCGGAGUCCUUGCCGCUGAAUGCCAUACAAGGCUACCGCCCGCCGGUGGUGCCAAAGUCGCCUGAGGAGGAGUGCGUCGUCCGGGCCGGCGUCAUGUCGUGCCACCUUUUCAGUAACAUGGACAGCAAGGAUCAGACCAUCAUCGUUCAGGCGCUGCGGCGCGAGACCUUUGCUGCUGGGACGGACAUUCUAAAGCAGGAUGGGGCCUCCGUGGAAAAGUUGUUCCUUCUCACACGGGGCUCAUGCGAAGUUAUCAAAAAUGGAAAAAUGGUACAUACACUGCUUGAGGGUAGCACCUUUGGCGAGAUGGAAAUGAUGUAUAACCUUCCCACCUGCGUGGCAACCGUUCGAAGUGUGACCAACUGUGUUCUCUACACACUUGACCAGUUUACCUACCAGCACAUUGUGCUUGCUGUCUCGCUGCAUAAGCGCAAUAAGUACGAGGCGCUGCUGCGUAACGUAAAAUUUCUCAGUGCCUUCUCCAACUAUGACCGCAUGCAAAUAGCCGAGGCCCUUGUGCCAAAGUCGUAUCGCCAGGGCGAUUACAUCAUACGAUUUGGGGAGGCGGGUAAGUGGAUGCACCUUAUCGUGGAGGGUGAGGUGUCGGUUGUGGGGCGGCAUCGCGGCAAGAAGCGGGAGAUUCUGCGGCUGCGCGAGGGCGACGUCAUCGGGGAACUGGAGUUUUUGUUUAACGAACUCACGGUGGCGGACGUCAUUGCGGUCUCGCGGCGGGUCACAACGGCCCGGAUUAGGCGCAAGCACUUUGAGUUGAUUACGGGACCCAUCCAGGACCACCUGAAGGAGUACGUUGCCACCAGCGGCAAGUACACCUACUACCUGGAGGAGGCGAACGCGCAGGUGAAGGCCGAGUUAAGCGUGCUUGAAAAGCGCUCCAAACGCAUGGCCAGCCAGGCAGAGCGGGAGAAUACGCUGCUGGAUCAGGUGGAUGUGGGCGGAGAGAUUGUGCUCCCCAUACCAAAGGAAAAGGUCUUUGCGGCAGAAAAGGGCAUUGCCGUGGAGCAAACAACUGAGACGACGGUAAACGUCAAGGACCCCGUCAACGACCCACGAGCGGAAGCGGCCCCGCCGCAUGUUCUGUUUCGCUACCCACUGAUGCCGAUGCAUGAGAACUCGUUGGCUAUGAUUGCCCUCUGCGAGGAUGGGUCCAUCCUGCGCUGGAACGAGAUGAUGGUGCGCCUCACGGGCUACACCGCGGAAGAGGCCGUUGGCCAGCACAUUUGCUCCUUCCUGCUGGAGACGAAGGAUCAAAAGGCGAUGCAUCAAGCCGUCUGUGAUGCAAGACGCUAUGCAGGCGACACCGAGGCCUUUUUUGACGAAAAAGCCAGCGGCUUUCGUCGGGUCUACACCUUCGCCCGAUCGGACGGCAUAACCAAGGUGCAGCUAAAACUUGGUGUUAUACCUCCCAUCGUCUCCCACGGCAAGGAUGCCGCGGAAAUCGUCUUGGCUGUUGGCGAGGAACAGAGCUUUGAGUCGCAGCAGGUGCUUGAUAAGUCGCAGCUUUUGUUGGACCAGAUCAGCGACGUCCUGCGCGACGGCGAGUGCAGCUAUGAGGAUCGCCUGCGUCGUAUUGCGGCGGUGCUGAGCGGGUUUGACUUCACCUGUCGUGCGAUGAUGGCCUCAACGGUGAAUGUGCGGGAGGUGAACAUCCGGCAGAUGAUUGGGCAGGUGAUUAUGGACUACGGCGCCCAGUGCGUCUCCCGCGGGGUGGCCGUCUGUCAGCGCUUUGAGGGGCUCUACGCGGAAAACGCCUACCUGAAUGCGAAGACGCUGCCAGAGUGUCUGCGGUACGCGAUGAGCAACUGCGCCGAGCACCUCAGUGGGGCGCAGGUGACAAUCACAGUGCGUCCCACGGAGGCCAACGGCACGGAGUUCCUGGAGGUUGAGUUUCACGACAACGGCCCUGGGUUCCCCGUGGAGCUGCUUGACGACUUUUAUGACGGGAACGUGUCUGAAGCGACGACGCAACUUCGCCGCGUGCGGGAGGCCAUGGAGUGGCAGGGUGGAAGUAUGGUCAUCGACUCUGUGCCCGGUGACACGAAUGUGCGGUUUAUAGUUCCUUUUGUUCCCGCGCAAGAAAGGCUGAAUGACACCUUGGCGCACCACGUAAAGGCGCUCGACACCUCGCUGAGCCAGAUCCAUGCGGAGAGUGGCACGAUGCAGGAGAGCGCCACCACCUCCGCGAGCAGUUACAGCUUGCAGAGCGGCAGGCGCCUUCCCACUGCAAGGCAAACAUUUACGACGGUGGUUGUGGAGGAUGUUCCGGCGCAUCGUAACAUGCUGUGUAGUUUCCUUUGGGAACGCAAGCACGCCGUCCUCCCCGCCUACAACCUUGACGACAUUGAGCAGUUGGUUUCUGUGGUGGAUAUCCUGUUUAUUGACCCGCAUCAAUCCAUCUUUGGGGGAAGCAAUAACGCGGUUGACCCCAUUGCCCUGUUGCGUGAAAAGGCACGCCGCAUGGCGGUCGUGGUCACUGCCGUCGACAUGGACAAGGACAGUGCAAAGGCGUACCAAACGGCAGGGUUCCUGACGCUUAAAAAGCCAUGUAACCCGAUACAAGCCCUGCAGUGCAUUCGCAAGGCGGAGGAGAUGAUUUCGCAGUACAAACUCGAGGCUGAACGCAUCGCCCAGACGCGUGAGACGCUCUCAAAGAACAGUCGUGGGGCCUGGCAGCGUGGAAAACUGCUGGGGAAGGGCAUGUUUGGUGAGGUUUACGAGGCAACGGAGGUGUUAACAGGCGGAAAGAUGGCUGUGAAGGAGAUGAAGCUGGGGCGACGCAACCUCCAGAUUGACCAGUUUGUGAAUGAGGUUUCAGCCAUGUGCAAUCUGCGGCACCCCAACAUUAUUCAUUACUUUUACUGUGAAGAGAAUAAGGAGGAAAAGGUGAUUCGUGUCUUUAUGGAGUAUGCCUCCGGUGGAAACCUGCAGCAGCUGUUGAAGACGAAGGGGAAGUUGAAUUUCAAGGAAUUCCAGUCCCUCCUACGCGACGUGGUGGAGGGUGUGGCGUAUAUUCACUCCAUGAAUUACGUGCAUGGAGACUUGAAGACGGCGAACGUGCUACUAAGUGCAGAGGGAAAAGGUAAAAUAGGUGACUUUGGUACCGCCCGGCACGUUCAAGAGGGUGAACUGCUGUACAAGAUGCAAGGCAGCCCGCUUUACAUGUCGCCUGAGUGCCUGGCCGCGAGCGACCGAGACGAGGAUGGGGUUCUCAUCGGAUACAGCUUUCCCAGUGAUGUCUGGUCGCUUGGGUGCAUCGCGUUGGAAAUGGCAACGAAUAAACCGCCCUUUUCACACCUGAAAAACGUUACCGGACCCGUGGGACUGCUGGCGUACGUCACGAAUCUGCACGACACGCCUGACCUUUCCCCACUCUUUGACGGCCCGCCGAGCGUUGUGGAGUUCGUCUCCGCCUGCCUUAACCCGGAUCCCUCCAAGCGGGCCACGUCGUCUCAGCUGCUGCAAAUGUCCAUCUUUAGCGAGACCACGGAUGAGGACAUGCGGUCGGCCUUGAAGGCGCUGAAGCGGGCCCAGCUGCUACAUGUGCUGAACAAUUUUGUUGCCUUUGAGGAGCCGGAGAAUCAGGAGCGGCGUUGCCUUCAGCCUCUCUGUCGCUGUCAGAAGCAGCGGGAGGCCGAGUUCUGCGACUCCUGCUUUGGCGGCGACUCGUCCGCGGCGGGCGAGGGCGGGAAAGGAGCGAAGAAGAAGAAGGAAGGGGAAGAGGAAGAGGAAGAGGAAGAGGAGGAGGACGGCGGCAGAGACGGCGGCUGCCAAACGAAGGAGGGAUCGGCUUCCGUCCGGACGGCGCCGCGACUCCCUCUGCCCCUCGCCACUGAGGACAGUAACGGCGACGGCGGCUGCCACCGCUGCGGGACGCGUAGCCCGUGCGACGCGUCCCUCCCCGCGCGUCGCUCCCGCACGAAGUCCGGAAGUUUGCCGUGCAGUCCCCCCCGCGUGGACGAGGAUGUCUUUUUUGCGUCCUCCGCCUCCGCCUUUUCGUCGGCAGGAAGGGAAGAGGAAGAGGAAGGGGAAGGAGAAGGGGAGGCGGCGGAAAAGGCGGAGGCGCCCGUGGCGGGCGAGCAGGAGGGCGGGAACGACGAGAGGGGCAGCGCGGCCGUGACGGGGGUGAAGAGGUGUUUGUCUCACACGCCGACACCCGCGUGGGCGGCGCGACGGGAUGAUUUUCUUGCAACCUUCGCGCCCACGCUAGGCUCCUUUGCGCUCGGCAACCACUCCAUCGCCUUUAUGGGGCGCAGCAUUGACAACCCGAGGGCGGGUGCCGCCGAGGAUCUUGGCUUGCAGGAGGGUCCGCUGCAGGAUCCCAAAACGCCACCGCACCGGCAGCCGCAGGAGCCGGAGCCGGAGCAGCGAGCCCGCCACCUGCAGUACGACAACAGUUUCGUGCGCAGGGAAUCCACGCAGCCGUUUGGGCGGACCUAUCGACGUUUGUCGUCCUCCAGGUUCUCUGCCCCGCGCCCACCGAAGCCGAGAAUCAAGAACAUGUUUUUGGUGGAGGAGUUCCAGGCGGUGCGAGAGGACACGAACUCGGAAUCACCGUCUCCCCGCGCACGCACGCAUGGAUCGCGUCCACAUCGCCCCGGGCGUCUCGGCAGCACCCCACGGCAGCGUCGAUUUGCCGUUGCACCGCACUUGGCGUCACCCUCGCCAGCGUCUCCCACGCGGGGAACGGAAGAAAAUGCGCGAUUCGUGCUGUCGUCCGGCACCUCGGCGGAGGCCGACCCAUACUCGUCGUCGCCAGCCCCUUCCCUGACUCCGAAAGGGGUCGCGUCGCUCGGUAGAGAGAUGACGUCGCUGCACCACACCGUACUGGAGCUGCUGGAGCGACUGAGAGAGGUCAGUUCACGGGAGGUGGGGGAGCCUGGGCGGUUGCAGUCUCGACAGACGACAGGCGUGUGCUCGUCGCCGAAGAGUUCGGAGUGCCGAGAGGAAGAGGCUGGCGUGGGCGACAUCGCGGCGGCGAUUCGCGACUUGGUGGGGCGCGUUGAGAAGGAAUUUGCGAUCUUAAAAUCCCACAUUGGUAUGGUGUGA